AUGAGUGGAGAAAACCUUUAUCUUACGUCAAGUUGGUGCACACAUUGGACUUACAAGUAUCUCUUCCUGUCCUUUCUCUCUUCUGUACGUCUAUUGUCCAAUUAUUGUCUUGAGUUACCAAGUGGAAUAGAAGACACCAUUAUUAAAGUGAUGGGAGUCACUACUGCAGAAUAUGAUCUACUUUUCUCAGUUACUGCAUGGCCUAACAUAUUCCUUUGCUUAGUAGGAGGAAUACUAAUAGAUAGGUUAGUGGGAUUGAGACUCGGGCUACUCAUUAUGGUCGUUUGUGUCCUACUGGGUCAGAUUGUAUGGGGUAUAGGAGGAAUAGCCAAUAAUUACUACAUUAUGUUGGCUGGACGUUUUUUUAUUGGAGCUGGAAAUGAGUUAGUCACAGUGAUUGAUCAUGCUUUUAAAGCGAUUUGGUUUAAAGAGGACCUAUCACUUGCCAUUUCAAUUGAUAUUGGAUUCAGUAGAAUAGGAGGAACAUUAGCUAUACUUCUUCCUCAGUUAAUAUACGACAGUCUCACAAUAUUUCAUAGUCCUACUUUUAGACUAGGAGUCACACUACUCACUGCUGCUGGAUUAAUGAUAAUUGGGCUAGCAUUCUCUUUAAUAGUAUUUGGCAUGGACUGCAAAAGAGAGAAAGUAAUUGAACAACCUUUAAAGCUGAAAAAUCUGAAAAGAACCACUAUGAAUGAUUUUAAACAAUUUUCUUUAUUAUUCUGGUUGACUACAGCUAUUAAUGUGACAUAUUUUCCUGUCAUUUUUUCAUUUGUCGGGAUUGGACAAGAUUUUUUCAUACAGAAAUAUGGCCUAUCAAUGGAAGUUGCAAAUUUAGCCAAUAGUUUGUUGUUUGGCAGUGCACUCAUACUCGUACCAAUUGCUGGAAUUCUAAUCACUAAAACUGGCUUCCAUUUACUUUGGUUACUGUCAUUUGUUUUGACAACAGCUCUCCCAGCUUUAUUAAUAUUCAUGUUCAGUAACGGAGAGAGUUACUUUCCAUUCGUAGCUGGAGUAUUCUAUUCUCUUUCAUACACUUUUAGCGGACCUUCAUUCACGGCUCUGCCUGCUUUCUUAAUAGAUAAAGAAAACAUGGCCACAGCAUUUGGUAUUCUGAAUAGUAGCUACAAUGCUGCCUACUCAUUAGUAACAUAUGUUACUGGUCUGAUUAUUGAUACUCUUGGCUACUUUGUUUUGCAAGGAUUCUUUAUACACAUUAUUAUGCUAAGCAUUGAUUUCACAUUGCUGACUGUCAUUUUUGAUGCUGCUUCUAAUAAACCUAAUUUAAAUGUUCCAGGAUUAUGGCUUAGAUGCAAAGCAAUCAAAGAAUGA
Messenger RNA from Amphimedon queenslandica, 1332 nucleotides. RefSeq names its product major facilitator superfamily domain-containing protein 1-like. The record is from RefSeq and is a predicted model, not a curated record. Gene Ontology annotation, molecular function: transmembrane transporter activity. The transcript has a single exon. The coding region runs from base 1 to 1332 and encodes 443 amino acids. Gene Ontology annotation, biological process: transmembrane transport. Lineage: Eukaryota; Metazoa; Porifera; Demospongiae; Haplosclerida; Niphatidae.